GGGAGCUUCGUGCCUCGCGGAAGAGGAGCGACUUCCCUUGGGAAGAGAGGCUGGUCUUUAGUUUCUCCCCUUAAAAUAGAGUCGUCCUCAUAGAAGCCUGGAAUUGUUAGGCUUGGAAGGGAGACCAUCUAGUCCAAUCCCCCUGCCAAGGCAGGGUCACGUCGAGCAGGAUACAGGUGACACAGGAAUGCGUGCAGCUGUCAUGGAGGAGUUGGUAGAGGAUGACAUCUGUAUUUUGAACCAUGAAAAAGCAGACAAUGCUCACAAGAGAGACAGUGAUAUUCCUGUUCCAUCAUAUAGUGGAGAUGAGUCUGUUGCCUCACACUUUGCACUUGUCACUGCAUAUGAAGAUAUCAAGAAACGACUGAAGGAGACAGAGAAGGAGAACUCUUUCUUAAAAAAAAAAGUGAGAAUUUUAGAAGAGAAGGUGCUUGGCUCCCGGCUGGAAGAGGAAUGCAGCUCAGUUGGGCGGGAACAAGUCAAUAAGGCCUACCAAGCCUAUCGAGAGGCCUGCAUCGACCGCAAUCAUUUGAAAAGCAAGCUGGAAAAAAUGGCAAAAGAAAGUGCGGAAUCCUUGAAAAACUUGAAUGAACAGUUGCAAUCUAAAGAAGUAGAGCUGCAAUCUAAAGAAGUAGAGCUGUUACAGCUAAGAACUGAAGUGGAAACUCAGCAAGUGAUAAAAAGUCUGAAUUGUACUCAGGCUAACUGGGAACUAGAGAAGCUGAACAGUGACCUGAAAGUGCAUAGUCUGGAACAGGAUCUGGAAAAACUCAAGGAAGAGUGCAACAGUCUCAGGAAGGAGUUGCAAAAUUCCAAGCAGAAGGACCAGGCUCAAAAGGAAAAUCUAUUACAUGGAGACCACAUUCAAAGGCAAGACAUCCAGAGCGUGCAGCAAACAUAUUGGGACCUGAAGAGAGAAAUGUCUAAUUUGCGUGCAGUGACUGACAAGCAAGCUGAGGUCCUCCAAAAACUGAAAAGGAACCCACCAGGAGCCAAGAAAGCUGCCUGUACUGCACCAGUGCAAUGUGUUGACUUGAACAUUUCAAAGCUGAAUUUGACAUCUGGGGUAGUCUCUAAAAACCUCUCACAAAACGAUAAAGCCCUUGGCAAUGCUGUGUCUCCCCCUCUGCUGAGAGAUGCCCAGGUCCCAUCAGAAAGGGUGACCCUACAAGCUUGGACAGAUGAGAGACCAAUUCCAGCUGAUGGCAAAACGUUUCAGGAACACCAUUCUUAUGGAAAGAGCUCUCUGGAAGAUAAUUCCUGGGUAUUCCCAAGUCCUCCAAAGCCCAAUGAGAAUAUGUUUUGGGAAAUGAAAAAUAAUCCAACUUUGUUAAACUGUCCAGCAGAUUACCUGGAUCGGUGUAAUCAAAACUGUCUGCACAAGAGUUAAACAAUUUUUAGAAUGAACUGAGGCAUUUUUGGAGUGAUUCUGAAUAGGCACCUUAAUGCUCGAACUUUUAAGGGGAGAAAACAAAUUGCUUGAAAUGUUCUUUCUUUAUUUUUAAUUCUAGUUCCAAAUCAGAAAGCCUAGUCUUUCUCUGCUGUAAAUUGGGAGUGAGUUCCUUGAUGUUAAAGCUGUGCUGGUAUAAUGUAAAUACAAAGAAAUCUAGCAUGGAGCCUAGAUAGUCUUGUACUGCAAAUGACAUACAUUUGCUAAAGGUUACACUGAAAAGUGAGUUUGUGGAAUAAAACAAAAUAAUCUAGUUCUGUAUUUGUUUGCUAUUUGUAUGUAAUCAAGAAAAUACUUGGUAUCCAGUGUUAGAAUUUGCACCAGCUCUGAGCUUAUAUUUUGGCAGUGUUCUUUUUCAGAAAAAGACAUAAUAUGAAGAAUUGGAUUCUCUCUUCCUUCCUCCUUUCAAUUAGCUUUGAUUCCUCUCAUUUGUAAAUGCAUUUUUCUGUAAUUUCUAACCAAGAAAAGUGAAUUUUUAUUUUUAUUUUUUUUCAACCUUGGUUUAUAUGAGAUAGUGGCAAGAUAAAAAUCACCCCUAGGCUAUCCUGUUCUGUUUGCCUCGUUUUGGGCUUGAUUGUGAAUUGCAAAGGACCGUAAGUAAUGCUGCUGAACACUGUGAAUCCUGGAGGUUCAUCUUGUUUCCCUCAGUUCCUGCUGAAGGAAGCUGCUGUAACUGCACAGUGGUGCUGCCACAGACCCAGCAGGCCCACAGUGCAGUUUUCCAUAUCGUGCCUCCUUUGCACAGCACCACAGCCCUGACUCUUUAUUCCUGUGGUGGUGAAGGCUACUAACUUUCCUUUUGUUAAAGAAACAAAGCCUUAAUUUAAUCAGACUUGGUGUUGUUGCAUUGUUGAUUACAAAAAUAAGUGUUUUUGUGGUGUCUUUAGUAUGCCACCGAGAACCAGAGCUUCUGGAAUUCCAACUAACCGCUUUAUAGAUUAUGGGUGUCUAGGUACUAUGUUUUCUUUUUUUUUUUUCCCUCUUAAGGCCAUAAACUGUUUCUAAACAAAUAUAAUUUAUACUUUAUUUUUUGUUUGUUUUGUAAACUUCUCUGCUUCAUAUCUGGAUUAAUACAACAGGGUUAAGUGAAAUGUCUUGACUGUUCAAAAAAGUUGAAGAAAAAUGCAUUGUAUUUUAGAUGCAUGAUACCUAACUUGUAAUGGGCAGGAAGAUAUUUAAUACUGAAUGUGCUAUUUACAGAUGUGUGGGUGGGUGAAGUAUUCAGCUUCACAGAUCCAGCUUAACAUCAAAGUAAUAAAAAUUAAUUUCACA
Cyanistes caeruleus (blue tit) is the source of this 2722-nucleotide messenger RNA. It is a transcript of the gene AZI2, whose product is annotated as 5-azacytidine induced 2. Lineage: Eukaryota; Metazoa; Chordata; Aves; Passeriformes; Paridae. Gene Ontology annotation, cellular component: cytoplasm. The record is from RefSeq and is a predicted model, not a curated record.